Pelecanus crispus (Dalmatian pelican) is the source of this 1485-nucleotide messenger RNA. The record is from RefSeq and is a predicted model, not a curated record. NCBI's taxonomy places the organism in Eukaryota, Metazoa, Chordata, Aves, Pelecaniformes, Pelecanidae.
AUGGGGAAUACAUUGAGCAUCCCAGAGGAAGCUGAAGAAGACAGUACGUGCACAGUAAAGAGCUAUCAGGCUCUAUCUGAAUCUCCUGACAACAUGAAAAAUGGAUCUGUUGCAUUUGUUCAGCAUCAUCCUCCUGCAAUGAAUGGUGAAGUGGAUGCAAAGGCAAGUGUUGCAUGGGAUAAUGUGGCCGUUUCUUCCCCAAAGACAAUGGAGCAGAGCCCCGUUCCCGACGCGGGCGGGCAGAGUCUCGGGAGCGCUGCCAGGAGAGCUCUGCCAUCUGCUAAAUCCCGCUCUGUCUUCGCGUUUUCAUGGUCUGUACCAGGGCGUACUGAAGAUCCAGCUACAGAUUCAUCAGUUGGAUCAGCGAAACUUGAUGUCAGCUCAGAGGCGCCUGGAGCGAACAAAGCACCGAGUGACAGCGUGGAGGUUCCCGCGGCAGCUGCGCAGGAGGAAGGCACACAUAAAAACCUGACCUGGGCCCCGCCAGCAGCAUCGCUUCGCGACAUUGAUCUCACGGCAUCAGUGACACCUGAGGGAGAGGAUGCGGCCACCUCAAAACCAAAACAAGUAACCUUCUUUGACAGGAUCUUCAAACUGGAGAAGGGAAAGGAAAGGAGUAAAACGCAAAUUGAUACCCAGGAGGAAAGGCAGACUUCAGACCUUCCUGACGGGCACAUCACAGCGAAAGAGGCUGCUGGAUUACAGAGCACAUCAAACAGUGUCCCACAGGGGAAGGAGAUAGAUGACUGCAACCAAAAAGACCUACGGCAGGACUCGGCAGGUGUCAACGCUCUCACUGCUGAGCAACCUGAAAAGACAGAGGUAAAACAGGAUAACCCCCAACCAGCUGCUGCAGGAGAUAACUCCGUCAUGAGUUUCCUUAAAACACUGGUCUCUCCAAGCAAAGCUGAAGCCAAAGGUGAUUCUGAAGACAAGGGAUCGAAAGCGGAAAAAGGCCAUGGUGGGCAACCUGCUCCGAAGACAGCGGCAGAAUCCCAAACUAAAGGAGCCAAGAAAAAGAAGGCAGAGAGUCCCAAGCUAGGACACAGUACAUUUAGUAAACUCUUUAGGCAUAAGGCUGCAAAAGAGACCCAACAGACGACUAAUACCAAAAGCACUGAACAGCAGCCUGUUACCUCUGUAAAAUCGGACAAAAAUGUCCCUUCCUCUCAAGAGCCACAGCCAGCUAAGCAGAACACAAAAGCCCCUGAGCCUGCAGCCCAACAGCAAGCAGCGGCCGCUGAAGCCCCCAAAGAGGUGACGAAGGAGAAAGCAUCAUCCACUCCUACGCCACUAAGCAAGCUCUUUUGGAAAAAGAACGCGUCGGAAGAAGCAGAGAUCGUAAGCGGUGAAAAAGCAGACGCGUCUUCAGAAGCUGCGGCUCCCGACAAAGAGGGGAGCGAGAGCCCCGAAGCUGCAGAAGCGAAGCCCAGGAGAGAAGAGAGCAAAACCCCCAGGGCCAACCUGAGGAGGCUUUUUAAGCUG